AUGUGGGAGUCGCCGUCGUCCUCGUCGCGCCUGCCCGUCGUCCCCGUGUCCGUGUCCGCCGCCACCCCCGUCACCUCCGGAGCCCUCGCCCUCACCCUCGCCACCCUCACCUCGGCGCCCGCGCAGUCGACCGCCCUCAUGGCCCCCACGGUCCACGCCAACGAGAUAUGGCGCUACAUCACAAAGUGCCGGCAGCUGAUGGUGUGGGUGCUUAGCGACGACGACAACGUCGAGCUGCGCGGCGCCAUGUUCCCCGCGCUCUCGAGCACCCCCGUCUCCGUUGCGGAGAUCAAGCAGCUCGCCCACCUGUACCACAACGUCGUGCUCGACGUGUGCCCGUGGAUCGUGCACUCGCGGUCAUACCUGCACGUGUUAAUCGACGAGCACGAGAGCUUUGAGCACCUCGCGCAGGCGGUAGACGCGGCCAUCAUCGAGGCGUGCCGGGGCGGCUCGUCGGCAGUCUCCACGCCCCAGGGCACGCCAAGAGCGUCGUGGCACCGGCGGUCGGUCGCCGAGGUCCUCCACCCAGUCGCGGAAGAGAGCAGUGCGGGAAGCCACGAUGCAGACGAAGUGCGCACAGCGGCGACGAGGUCGCCUGACUGCACGACGGCGCGGCUCUCCGAGUCGACGGGGUUCGAGAUCCGCACGCCGCCGCUCGAGGCGUUCGGCCGUCGCCACAGCAGCAGCUACACGUUCAGCCCCCCACACGACCCGGACGAGGUGCCGCUGCCCGUCCCGGAGGGAGGGGCGCAGAUGCAGCUCUGGGAGUCGGAGAGCGAGCGCGAGCCCGUGCGCGAGGUCGCGGUCGUGCCGGCUGCCAAGGCCAAGUCUGAGCCCCAGCCCGAGACGGAGCUUGUCAAUCCCAAGUCCAACCCCGCGGCCUCCGACGCAAACGCAGACGUCACCGAGCUGCAGCUCCCCGCGCCCGUCGAGAUCAAGAUCCACCCCGCGUCCGUCGUGUCCCUCCCCCGCGCGGCCGACGAGUCAACCACCCCGACAACGCUCUCGCUCUCGCCUCCCCAGUCUGCGCAGACUUUUCCAGCUCGGGAUCCCUCGCCCACCACUGGUGGCAGCUGCACCGACGCCGAGCGUCGACGCAUUCCGAGGAUUGAAGUCACGCCGCCGGCUGCGAUGGGCGAGUUUUUCGACGUCUGCAUAGAGCCAGUGUACCCGCAGUAUUAUUCCCUGCGUGAUACUCGGGCGCGGGUCGCCCUCGAGGAUGUGGCCGAGGAGGACGAGGGGGAGGAGGCACAAGAGGCCGGCCUCGACCUGGGGUUCCUGUUACAUAUUGUGCAUGCGCUGUGGAUUAGCGCCUUUCUGUAUCGCCUCGUGCGGAUGUAG
This is a messenger RNA of Vanrija pseudolonga, 1341 nucleotides long. RefSeq lists its product as uncharacterized. NCBI's taxonomy places the organism in Eukaryota, Fungi, Basidiomycota, Tremellomycetes, Trichosporonales, Trichosporonaceae. The record is from RefSeq and is a predicted model, not a curated record. The coding region runs from base 1 to 1341 and encodes 446 amino acids. The transcript is spliced from 3 exons.